Durusdinium trenchii is the source of this 174-nucleotide messenger RNA. The record is from the annotation of a GenBank genome assembly. Lineage: Eukaryota; Dinophyceae; Suessiales; Symbiodiniaceae.
GUGGACAAGCAGGCGAACUUGGAGAAGGCUGUGAAGGUCGUGGUGGAUUCCAAAACGCAAUAUUGUGCGGCCUGCAAUUCCAUGGAGACCUUGCUGGUCCAUGAGGAGGUAUGCAAGGAAUUCUUGCCCAAGUUGGCCGACGCGCUGGCCAGCAAGGAGGAUGUGAGGUACAAG